This is a messenger RNA of Lolium rigidum, 3123 nucleotides long. RefSeq names its product FHA domain-containing protein PS1. Gene Ontology annotation, molecular function: protein binding. The record is from RefSeq and is a predicted model, not a curated record. Gene Ontology annotation, cellular component: nuclear membrane. The coding region runs from base 1 to 3123 and encodes 1040 amino acids. The transcript has 8 exons. NCBI's taxonomy places the organism in Eukaryota, Viridiplantae, Streptophyta, Magnoliopsida, Poales, Poaceae.
AUGGCGGCGGCGGCGGCGGCGGCGGACGCGGUCGCGGGGACCGAGGCUCCGAUCGCGGCGUUCGCGGUGGCCAAGGGCGGCGUCGUGCUCAAGCACAUCUUCCUCAACGUGCCGCCGGCGGAGGAGGCGCCGCGCGGCGGGGAUGCGGAUCCGGACGAGGAGGACCCGCCGGUACUGUUCGGGCGCCACCCCGACUGCCACGUCCUCCUCGACCACCCCAGCAUCAGCCGCCGCCACCUCGAGGUCCGCUGCAAGCGGCGCCAGCGCCGGAUCGCCGUCACCGACCUCUCCUCCGUGCACGGGACACGGGUCUCGGGCCAAAGGAUCCCACCAAACACGCCGGUCGAGCUGGUGGCCGGUGAUACGCUGCAGCUCGGGGCCUCCAAGAGGGAGUACCGGCUCCACUGGCUUUCCCUCAGCGAGGCAUUUGAGACGGAGGACCUGCUGCCGCCACUUGUCGAGGAGGACAAGGAGGAAUCCCACACUCAUCAGGAGGCACGGAAUCAGUUGGCACCUACGCAGACGGAGCCACUGGACACUGAAACUCAUCAGGAGAUGAUUCUGCAAGUAAUGUCAGAACAAACUGAAUUCUGUGCUGAAGUGAUCCCCUCGGCGCCACCAUUGCCUGAGUCUGCCAAUUCCAGUUCCCUGAAAGAAUCUUUACUCUCCGUUCUACAGGAAAAGAUUGUUAGUGAGAAUUCAGGUACAGAAUCUGUUGCCCCUUCCACAAUACAGGCAGCUAGAACACUGGUCCAAUCAGACAAACAGAAUGCAUCAGGCACCAUGUCCCGGAGGGCCAAGUUAAAGUCAGUCAAAUCUCUUCGCAUUGACACAGGAAGGAGAAGCAGAACUUUGAGCCACAGCUGUCAGAAAGAAGAAGACCAAUAUGAGAAUCUUGUAUGUUCUCAAAACUGCAAGGGCGAAUGUGCAGCCUGCAUGGUUUUAUUCAAGAAUUCUGAUGUCAGAGAAGCUGAAGAAAAGGAAAAGGUGAUUGCACCAGAAAAGGACCACAUGAACCCUCAUGUCUUGGACAUCAUUACCAUGGAGGGGAAUCAGGAAGUGCCUACUGUACAUAUGGAAUCCUAUGAGGCUGUGCCAGAAAAUCCUUUCACGCAUGCCAUAACUUGUGGAAAUACGACUAACCACCCAGACAUGAAGUAUGAUGAUGGAGGUCUCUCCAACAAGGAGAAAAUGUCCCAAAAUAAGAUUGCUAUGGAGGACUCUGAGCUUCAAGGCAUAAUUUUUGGGAGCAUAUUUGACAACUUGGAUACAGAAGGAAGAAGAACUGAAGAAAAAGAAGAGAACAGCCUAAUGGACAAGGAGAACACUACCCCUCUUGUCUCGGGAAACAUAAUAACUGAGAGGAGUCAGCUAAUGUUGAAGCCUAUCAGUUCACAAGAGUUGAUGGAUUCCAUUUCUCCUUUGAACUUGGAACAUGACAGCUUUUCAGAUAGUGAAAACUCCAUGCUGAACAUUGGUAACAAGAUGACGGCAAACGAACUAACAUCUGAAAAUCUUGAGACAGAGUUUAUUACCCUCAUGUCGGAUGAAGAUUUUAAUAAUGACAUCAUUCCAGACAAGGAAAACUCAGUGCUAGCUCCUGGAAAGUAUGAUGCUGCCAUCUCCCCUGCGAAACAAGAAGACCUCUUUCCUGACGAGAAUAUGACACCUGCCUCCAGGGAUCUCAAGCCCAUUGCUGGUAAUAUUCUUGGCUCAAGAAUGGACAGUUCGGUUUCAGCAGAAUACACUUCAAACAGAAGCAAGGUUCUUGGUUCAAGGAUGGAUAGUUCACUGUUGGCAGAAUACACUCCAAACAGGAGCAUCGAUCAACGGAAAUGCAAUGAUCUAUCAUCGAAGUCCAAACGUUUCCACACAGUAGAUGAUGAAGUUUUCUAUUCAGAUAAGGAGAAUUUGACACCUAUAUCUACAGGAGAUAUGAAAGCGAGAAGGUGUCUUCCAAAGAAUCUCUUCCAAUUGGAUGCAGACCAAGAUCAGGAGACCUUCUGCUCUGACAAGGAGAACUCUACACCAGCAUCUUCUGUAGUUCAGAAAACAAGGGAUAUGUCUGAAAACCGGGCACGGAUUGAAAGUGCAAUCACAAAGAAAAGGGUGGAAGAUAGGCUUCCUUUCCAGACUCUUGUCUCAAAUUCUCCCUUGAGACCGACCAGCUCAUUUGAUUCUACCCAGGCUAAUGCUGGAACAGCUGAUUUCUCAAUCAGGUUGGAAGAUGGACUGAACAGUUUUCCACACAAGAACCGAGAAUCAGAUAGGGUUGGAGAAGGGAUGAAAGUCUGGACCAUGGUGGCUGAUACUGAUUGUCUUCUUGAUGAUGAAUCAAUGAAGUCUAUAAUGCUACUAAAAGGAAUAAAAGGAACUCAUCUCAUCAUACCAAGAAUUGUGAUCAGGGAGCUCGAUUCCAUGAAACAGCGGGAGGGCCUGUUCAAGAGGUCAACAAAGGCCACCUCAACACUCCAAUGGAUCGAGGAGUGCAUGGCGAACGAGAGCUGGUGGAUCCACGUGCAGAGUUCAUCCGAGAUGUUGCCAGUAGCACCAACCCCGCCUGCAACUCCUACGGAAGCGCAACGCAGCGAUGGAGAAAGAGAAGCCACUGCUGCUGGCACCUUCAACACAGUGCUGUCCCUCUUCUCCCCAAGAAGCUUCACCGGCAUCUUCUCCCCGAGAAGCCUCACUGACAUUGUUUCCCCGAGGACUGAAGACCGUGUCCUGGACUGCGCCCUCCUCUUCAACAAGAUGAGGUGCAGCCAGAACAUGGUCAUCUUGUCCAACAGCGUCACCCUCAAGAUCAAAGCAAUGUCAGAGGGCCUGCUGUGCGAGGGAGCCAAGGAGUUCCGGGAGACGCUGAUGAACCCUUGCUCAGGCAGGUUCAUGUGGUCUGCGAGCGUGCCGAGGGGCGCGGCGUGGUCGCGCCUGGACGAGACCGCCCUGGCGGAGAACUACUACAACAGCCACCACCACCGUGAAGCCAGGAGGAAUGUCCCGGCCGCCAGGGGGCUCAAGCUGAUCCUGCUGCACAACAGCUCCUCCCUCGGCGCGCAUGCCGGCGACCAACUCCGUCGCCGCGAUGACGCCGUUGCUGGCUCCGCUGCAUCGGCCUGCUGGUGA